AUGGGAUGCUGCCCGGGAGACUGCCUCAAUUGCUGCUCCCAGGAACAAGACUGCUGUGAGGAGUGUUGCUGCCAGCAGGGCUGCUGCGGCUGCUGUGGCUCCUGCUGUGGCUCCUGCUGUGGCUCCUGCUGUGGCUGCGGAGGCUCUGGCUGCGGAGGUUCUGGCUGCGGAUCUAGCUGCUGCGGGUCUGGCUGCGGGGGCUGCGGAGGCUGCGGGUCUAGCUGCUGCGGAUCUGGCUGCGGGGGCUGCGGAGGCAGCUGCUGUGGCUCCGGGUGCUGUGGCGGCGGGUGCUGUGGUCCAGUGUGCUGUCAGCCCACACCUGUGUGCGAGACGAAAUGA
Messenger RNA from Grammomys surdaster, 339 nucleotides. RefSeq names its product keratin-associated protein 17-1. The coding region runs from base 1 to 339 and encodes 112 amino acids. NCBI's taxonomy places the organism in Eukaryota, Metazoa, Chordata, Mammalia, Rodentia, Muridae. The record is from RefSeq and is a predicted model, not a curated record. The transcript has a single exon.